Molecule: messenger RNA, 2874 nt
Organism: Elaeis guineensis (African oil palm)
Lineage: Eukaryota; Viridiplantae; Streptophyta; Magnoliopsida; Arecales; Arecaceae
Product: G-type lectin S-receptor-like serine/threonine-protein kinase At2g19130
Biological process (GO): recognition of pollen; protein phosphorylation
Molecular function (GO): protein serine/threonine kinase activity; ATP binding
Source: RefSeq, a predicted model, not a curated record
ACCCCCCCCCCCCUCCUUUUUUUUUUUAAGAACUUGGCCGGUCAAAGUCUUUGCAGCUAUUUGAUACUGAUUGGAGUGACCUCAACAUAACGCAAGGGAGGGGUCUCACUGACUGGGAGGUCAAUAGAAGACAACUCAAGCAUGUCCUAGAAAUCUAUUUAAGUUGUCUUAUGCUCAGCUCUUCCAUGUCACCUGUUAGUCAAUAAUAUAGCAGCCAUGGCCUUCCUCUUUUUCUUCUUCUUCUAAUAUCUUCCAUGUCUUUCCUCUUAUUCCGUAGUAAAGCAGCCAUGAGCCAUCCUCUGUUCUUUCCUUUCCUAUUUAUCUUCCUUAGCCUUCUCAACGUCCCUUACACUUUUGCAACCAACUCCAUCUUUGUGAACCAAUCUCUCUCUGGAAACCAGACCAUAAUCUCCCAAGGUGGCAAUUUUGUGCUAGGCUUCUUCCAGCCAGGUAACAAAUCCACCCACAACUACUACAUAGGCAUCUGGUUCAAUAAGGUCUCACAGCUUACUCCAGUUUGGGUAGCAAACAGGGAGACACCCAUCUCUGACCCAACCUCAUCAGAGCUCAAAAUCUCUGAUGAUGGCAACUUGGUCCUCCUCAAUCAGUUCAAGAAGCGAGUCUGGUCUACAAACCUUGCCUCCAUAGCUUCCAAGUCUACAACUGCUGUGAUCCUAGACUCUGGAAACCUUGUUCUUAGAGAUGACUCUGACCCAUCCAAAGUCGUCUGGCAGAGCUUUGACCACCCAACUGACACAUUAUUACCUGGAAUGAAGCUUGGUAUGAACAAGGUGACUGGAGAGAGGUGGCAUCUCACCUCCUGGAAGAAUUCUGAUGAUCCUGCCCCUGGGAUCUUCUCUUUUGGGAUAGACCCCCAUGGUUCCAGCCAGUUCAUCAUAGUAUGGAACGGAGCCAGGCAGUAUUGGAGCACUGGAUACUGGAAUGGACAUCUCUUCACUGGUAUUCCUGAGUUGGCAUUAAAUAAUAUCUACAACCUUGAAUUCAUCUCCAAUGCAACAGAGAACUACUUCGCCUACACUACUAUCGAUGAUAAGAUGAUCUGCAGGACUGUUCUGGGUAUCUCAGGGCAGGUCAAGCAGCUGGCCUGGCUGGAGGGAGUCCAGCAGUGGAUGCUCUUCUGGUCUGCGCCCAAACAGCAGUGUGAUGUCUAUGCUUUCUGUGGUCCUUUUGGCAGCUGCAAUGAGAAGAGCCUGCCUUUCUGCAGCUGUGUGAAGGGCUUCAGUGAGGCUUCUCCGAGCAAUUGGGAUUUAGGCGACCAGAGUCAGGGCUGUCUGAGAAACACUCCAUUGCAGUGCAGUACUAACAGCUCGGCCAGUCAUGGGGAUAAAGAUAAGUUCUUUAUGAUGCCUGGCAUGAGAUUGCCGAUUAAUAACCAGUCUGCAGCAGUUGCCAGUAGUGAAGAUUGCGAGUUAGCUUGCUUGAAGAAUUGCUCUUGUACUGCUUAUUCUUAUAGUAGGGGAUGCACUGUAUGGCAUGGAGACUUGCUGAAUUUACAACAGCAAUCAGAUGGAUCGUUUGGGGAGACCCUUUACCUCCGUCUCGCUGCUUCGGAGCUGCCAAAUUCCAAAUCCAGGAAGCGACUAUCUAUUGGAUUUGUGGUGGGUGUGGUGGUCGGCGUUUUAGCUUUAUUUGCAAUUGCUUUCAUGCUGAUUUUGGGGCAUCAACGGAGACGAAUAAUUAGUACUGCGAGAGCCAUGGAGAAUAAUUUGGUGCUGUUUAAGUAUGGUGACUUGCAGCGAAUAACAAAAAACUUUUCAGAGAAAUUAGGGGGAGGAGGGUUCGGUUCUGUCUUUAAAGGGCUGCUACCUGACUCGACUGUUGUUGCUGUAAAGAAGCUUGAAGGUCUUCAUCAAGGGGAGAAGCAAUUCCGAACAGAGGUGAGCACCAUCGGAAAAAUUCAGCAUGUUAACUUGGUUCGCCUUCGUGGAUUCUGCUCUGAAGGGACUAAAAGGUUGCUGGUCUAUGAUUACAUGCCAAAUAGUUCUCUAGACACUAAGCUAUUUCAAAGCAAUUCCAUGGUUUUGGAUUGGAAAUCAAGGUACCAAAUUGCCCUUGGAGCUGCUAGAGGAUUAGCUUAUCUACAUGAGAAAUGUAGGGACUGCAUCAUACAUUGUGACAUCAAACCAGAGAAUGUACUCCUGGAUGCAUCAUUUGUCCCAAAACUGGCAGAUUUCGGCCUUGCAAAGCUUGUGGGCCGUGACUUUAGCAGAGUUCUGACGACGAUGAGGGGAACCAUAGGCUAUCUUGCACCAGAAUGGAUUUCCGGUGUACCUAUCACUGCCAAAGCUGAUGUUUAUAGCUACGGGAUGAUGCUUCUGGAGAUUAUAUCAGGACGGAGAAAUGCAGAGCAAUCAGAAGAUGGAAAGAAUGCCUUUUUCCCUGUGUUAGCUGUUAAUAGAGUCAUCGAAGGAGAUGUUCUUAGCUUGUUGGAUCACAAGCUGAAUGGUGAUGCUGACUUGGAAGAGCUUGAUCGAGCCUGUAAGAUUGCUUGUUGGUGCAUUCAGGAUAUGGAGUUUCACCGGCCAUCAAUGGGUCAAGUUGUCCAAAUUCUAGAGGGCAUCAGCGAAGUUGACAUGCCUCCUGUUCCAAGGGCACUUUGUGUUCUUGCACAGAACACGGAGGGCAUAGUCUCCUAGUCGGACUUGUCUUCAGGUCAGAGCUCGCAAAUUCGCAAUACCAACUCAACUAGCUGUCAACCUAAGCUAGCGUCUUCAGCAUUCUAAGGGUUGAGAAAUUUGGGAUAUUUCAUUUUUCCCUGUUUAAGUUUGUUUAGAAAUUUGGGAUAUUUCAUUUUUCCCUGUUUAAGUUUGAAUGAGUCCAUUUUGUAAUCUAUAUCCAUGUACAAGCGGUUCA